AAUUGAUUAAUCUGAUUCAUCAGUUUUUUUACUUCUUUAAAAAACAGAAAGUUUAAAUAUGCUGAGGUGAUCGUCUAAAAACAAAAAAAUAUGAUAUUACAGUGACAUACAGAGAAACAUUACACAAGCUUUAGUCCUGUAAAUUGCAAUGAAACCUCACUGACAUCAUUACAGACGUUCAUGAAGCUCAUGUGUGUUAAAAGAAGGUUUAAUUUCAGAAUAACCUAAAACCUGAUUUACAAUCUCACAUAAAUGAUGUAACACCAAGAUACAGAAGACCCUCUGACAUCAUCACAUAAAUGUGUAGCUCAUACAUUUUGUCAUUGUAUUGACAAGACUGCUAACUUUCUCCUCUUAUUAAAGUUACAAAUAACUGCUUUCAUUAGCGUAAAUCUCUUUGAUUACUGAAUCUAGACUCUUUCAUAGUAUCUUUGUGUAAAUAAUAUUUAAGGAAACUUGAUCCCGCAGAUGCUUCCAGUAUGUGUACCAGAAUAAUCGAUUCACUAAAUCAAAUUAAAGUUUCACAAUAUUGUGCGUUGUUAUUUAUUAAGAUAUAUCUGCACUCUCAGAUGAUCUUUUUAGCUUAUGUGAUAGUGUAGUUUUACAUAUGUAUAAGUCAGUUAUGAAAACCAGAAACAUGAAUUUCAGUAAAUGAAAAGAUUAACUCAUUAAAGAGCAGAUUACAUUCUGUGCUGAUGAGUGGGCCACAAACUAACACAGAGUUAAUUGUAAGACGGCUACUUUGCAUAUAUUUCUACAGGGCUGAGCAAUCUGUGCUUUUGGUCUUUUUCUCUUACUGUCAAAAGAUGAUCUCCUGUUAAUUGUGAAAAGUUAUGUUUUGGUUAAGAUAUUGAACAAAGAAUGUUUUAGUGUAAGUCAAUCUCACCAUCUGGGCCCUAAAAGCAUCUUUUUCCAUUGACAGAUAUUAAAAGUAGCCAUGUAUUUUGAAAUCAGUGUUAUUAUGUCAAAAUGUUAUUUCCAUAAAGCAACACCGUCAAAAAAUGAUUAAUCAUUAUCCCUAGCUGUUAUUGGGGUGGUGCCCUUUAAAGAAGUACAGCUUUGAACCUAAAUGGUUCAAAUUAGUACCUCAAAGGUACAUAUUGAUAAGAGUGCAUAUUAGUACCUGAUAUGUAUAUACUGUAUUAGUACCAAAUGUACGACCUUUCUACAUGGUAUUGCCACAUGCAGUGGCAGCUUAGGAAAUAUUUUCCUGACAGUGAAUAUAUAAUUAGUCACAUAAUAUUUGAGAUACAUGAUUGAGAUUCAUGGGAAUGCUGGCAUACUGUUUCAGAGUGAAUAAAUAAAAUGGGCUGAGCACUUUCUCAGUUUCUAAGAAGUGAUUGAAUGGUAAACUCUCAUGCAGACUCUCAAUUUGUCUUUCAUUAUAAAAACAUUUUCUCAUUAUUGAUCUCUAAGCUGCAGUGGUAUUUCUCUGAAUAUUUGUCCCUGUGUUAAAUAUUCAAAUAAACUUUAUUUCUGCUGAGCUUGUCAGACCUGACAAAAGAGAAAGCAACAUUUCCUGAAGCACGUUUUCAGUGAACGAAAAAAAAGUAUCUUGUUCAUUUAUGAGGGGAAGUGGCAAUAGAGAGAAAAUACAAGAGGAAAAGGAAAUAACAUUGGUUACAAUAUGUUAAUACUCAGAAAUUUAUUUACAUAAAUAAGGGGGAAAUUUGAAGACAAACUUUUGCUGCCUUAAAAUUGGAUGUAUAAUCAAAUUGACUUUACAAAUUAUUUAUUACAUUAACGCAUUUGGCAGACGGUUUUAUCCAAAGUGACUUGGUAAAAAUAAAUUGGUCCAGUUCUUCUUAGUAUAACAGAAAGUAAAAAAAGGAAGAGAAAGAAUCUUAUUCAACAGUGUUUGUUAAUACUUAGAAAUGUAUUUAGAUGAAUAUCUGUUAGAGGAAAAUUUCUACUGUUGUGUAUAUAAGAUGAUGUUCAGAUGAUAUUCUUCACACAUCAAUCUCUGAGAUCUUGAAGCUCAACACAUCUUCUCCAGGAUUCAUUUCUUCACAUCAUCUAAAACAAUGAGACAUCUGAUGGCUUUGAUGUUUCUGGUGAUCUUCUGCUCUCUGCAACUGACUACAAGUGCUCCAGUUGCUUUGGACAAAUCAACAUGCUGUUAUAAGUUCAGCAAUGCAGUGAUUCCUCUGAAACUGGUGAAGUCGUUUUAUAGGACUGACAGCAGCUGCUCCAAACCAGCCAUUGUGUUUAAGACAGACAAAAGAGAGAUCUGUGUAGAUCCAGAAACCAGCUGGGUGAGCAAGCACAUCGCUAAAGUGGAUAUGAAAACUUCAACUAGCACAACAACUACAAUGACUACAGUACAAAAACCUAAACCGACACAGUCUUAAUAAUCUGUUUAAACUAAACAUCUUGUACAUAUACUUUACUCCUACUAUAGGUUCUUAUUUGAAAAUGAUAUACUGUAUGAUGACAAUGUGUUUUACUAAAUAUUUGUAACUUGUCUAAAUAAAAUAUAUAUUUUUACAUUUUAUACUCUUUUUAAUAAAAAAUUGACAAUAAAUAUAUAAUUGUGUAGUGAAGUUUUUCCUAAUAGAUCACACAUUUUUUAAUUG
This is a messenger RNA of Misgurnus anguillicaudatus (oriental weatherfish), 2576 nucleotides long. RefSeq names its product C-C motif chemokine 4-like. Gene Ontology annotation, cellular component: extracellular region. NCBI's taxonomy places the organism in Eukaryota, Metazoa, Chordata, Actinopteri, Cypriniformes, Cobitidae. Gene Ontology annotation, molecular function: chemokine activity. The record is from RefSeq and is a predicted model, not a curated record. Gene Ontology annotation, biological process: immune response.